GAUCCUAGGUAUUGUUAGCUAUCCACAGUUGUAGAUUAUUUCAUCUUUAAUGAUAAGAGGCUUCAAGCGCGGGAAAACAAGUGUUUGAUGUUCUUUCUUCAUUUCAGAAAAAUAUCAGAAAUAUACAAAGGACAAUGUCGAGUCCUAUGAGAUUAUCAGGUGCCGAUAGUCCUGGGAGAACUCCUAGAAGACAAAAUCAAGAUACUAGAUCCCCUUCUGCUUUUGGUACUCCCCGUAAUUCUGCUCGUAAUGGAGGUGAUAAUAAUGUAGAAACUCCGUUAAGAUGGGGCACCACUGGCACACAACAAAGUACUUUAGGUUCUGGAAACCGAACUGCAACAAUUGUUGCUUCUUCUGAACAUGAAAGUGCUAUUGGCUCUGGUGAUCAAUUUAUAGAUCACUCUGGGCAAAUUAAUGGUUCAGAAAGUGGUCUACAAUUAUCUUCUCCGAUUAAUUAUGGUACACCAAGCUCGCUGGGAUCAAUACGUACGCCAAGAAGUGGAAUCCGAGGCACUCCAAUUAGGCAUAGACCUGACAUUAAUACGGACAGGCGGUUGCGUCAAUUUACGUUACAAGAACCAAUUGCAGAAGCACCAAAUGGUACAUCAGAAAGUGAUACAACAGGAGCUCAUUUGGUUGUUUGGGGGACAAACAUUGUAAUAAAUCAGUGUAAAGAACAAUUCAAAUCAUUUUUCCAACAAUUUAUUGACCCAGAUGCAGAAAAUGAUGAACUACCAGAAAAUAUGAAUCUGUCAGAACCUUUGUAUCUUCAAAAAUUAGAAGAGAUACAUACCUUGGAAGAACCAUAUUUGAAUGUCAAUUGCGCUCAUGUAAAAACAUUUAAUGAACAACUUUAUCAACAAUUAGUUUCAUAUCCUCAAGAAGCAAUUCCAACACUAGAUAUGGCAGCAAAUGAAUUAUUCUUUGAAAAAUUUCCAGCGGCUGUUCUGGAGCAUCAAAUUCAAGUACGUCCUUUUAAUGUGACCAAAAUUAAAACUAUGAGAGAACUAAACCCUACUGAUGUAGAUCAAUUAAUCACAAUACCAGGAAUGGUAAUUAGAGUAUCACGAUUAAUUCCACAAAUGCGAGAGGCUUAUUUUAAAUGUAGCGUUUGUGCUUUUACAACAAUUGUAGAAAUUGAAAAAGGGAAAACGAAAGAGCCUACAGUAUGUGCACAUUGCACUUAUAAAUAUUCUUUCACUUUAGUACAUAAUUUGAGCCAUUUCUCUGAUAAACAAAUGAUUAGAUUGCAAGAAGCUCCAGAUGAGAUGCCACAAGGACAGACGCCACACACUAUUGUUUUAUUUGCGCAUAAUAACUUAGUAGAUGCAGUGAUGCCUGGAGAUAGGGUCUCUGUUACUGGAAUUUAUAGAGCAGCAACACAUAAGCCUAAUUUUGAUCACAAUUUGCAAGCCAUUUAUAAAACUUAUAUUGAUAUAGUUCAUUUUAGAAAGCACAACUCUAAACGGUUAUAUGAUCAAGAAGACGGAAAAGAACAUAAUUUUACACCGGAAAGGAUAGAAAUUUUGAAAUCGUUAUCGCAAAAGGGUGAUAUCUACGAACGAUUAGCAAGACAUAUUGCUCCUAGUAUAUAUGCAAAUAAUGAUGUAAAAAAGGGAAUUAUAUUACAAUUGUUUGGAGGAACUAGAAAGACUUUUACUAUAUAUGGCAAGCAUUUUCGACCUGAUAUUAAUAUAUUACUCUGCGGAGAUCCUGGUACAAGUAAAUCACAAUUAUUACAAUAUAUAUACAAUUUGGUACCACGAUCUCAAUAUACUAGUGGCAAAGGUUCCAGCGCGGUUGGUUUAACAGCUUAUAUAACAAAAGAUCCAGAAACUGGACAAUUAAUAUUACAAACAGGAGCUUUAGGGCUUGCAGAUAAUGGGAUAUGUUGUAUUGAUGAAUUCGAUAAAAUGAAUGAAAGUGCAAGAUCAGUACUACAUGAAGUAAUGGAACAACAAACUUUGAGCAUUGCUAAAGCUGGAAUUAUUUGUCAAUUAAAUGCUAGAACUAGUAUACUUGCAGCUGCUAAUCCAUGUGAAUCUCAAUGGAAUAAGAAUAAAACUGUGGUUGAAAAUGUGCAAUUACCACAUACACUGCUUUCUCGAUUUGAUUUGAUUUUUUUAAUAUUAGAUCCACAAGAUGAAGCAUAUGAUGGAAGACUUGCAACUCAUAUGGUAUCUUUAUACUAUAAGACAAUAAAGGAAGAUGAAGAUGAACUGAUAAAUAGAAGUAUUGUUCGCGAUUAUAUAGUUUUUGCAAAAGAACACGUUCAUCCUGUCCUUAAUGAAGAAAGUCAACAAAGAUUGAUACAAGCUUAUGUUGAUAUGAGAAGAGUUGGAAGAGGAUAUGGACAAAUAACAGCAUAUCCUAGACAAUUAGAGUCUUUGAUACGUUUAUCUGAAGCACAUGCCAAAGUACGAUUGAGCUCUGUUGUAGAGUUGCAAGAUGUUGAAGAAGCAUGGAGGUUGCACAGAGAAGCUAUAAAACAAUCAGCAAUCGAUCCAUUAAGCGGAAAAAUAGACAUAACUAUCUUAACUACAGGUAUAUCUACAGGAACUAGGAAAAGGAGGAAAGAACUAUGUGACGCAAUUCAAAAACUAAUUGAGAGCAAGGAUAAAAUUCAUAUACUUAAUCAACAAAAACUUUUUGCUGAAAUAAAACAAUCUUCUGAAUUGCUUGUUACACGAGAUAUGUUUGAUGAUGCUUUAAGAGAGCUUCAGAGUAAUGGAUUAAUAACAGUAAUUGGGAGAAACAAUAUUCGUAUUUCUUAAAUUAUUUUGUAUACUUCAUCAUUUUAAACUAGACUUAUGUGCCAACAAAGUACAUAUAAAGCAAUGAAUAUAUAUAUUUUUAUUGUCUUUUGCAAAUUUGUAUUAAAUAUAUUUUUCAUCAUAAAUUAAUAUUA
Messenger RNA from Bombus pascuorum, 2908 nucleotides. RefSeq names its product DNA replication licensing factor MCM4 (gene dpa). Gene Ontology annotation, molecular function: ATP binding; ATP hydrolysis activity; single-stranded DNA helicase activity. The transcript is spliced from 8 exons. Gene Ontology annotation, biological process: DNA strand elongation involved in DNA replication; mitotic DNA replication initiation; DNA replication. Gene Ontology annotation, cellular component: MCM complex; nucleus. Bases 135 to 2774 code for a protein of 879 amino acids. NCBI's taxonomy places the organism in Eukaryota, Metazoa, Arthropoda, Insecta, Hymenoptera, Apidae. The record is from RefSeq and is a predicted model, not a curated record.